UGAUCCUGCUUCUGGAGGCUUGGGCUUUAGACCCUCUUCCCAGCUCUGCCUACCCUGUUGCUGCCCUGGCAAAACUCGGGCUUCUCAGUGGGGCGACAUUACAGCCGCGGGCCCCCAAACUGAUCGGCAUUUCCCUGGUGCCGGCACUGCUGGUGCUGCAGAAAGGAUGUAUCACUAAGGGACCUCACACUGUUUGAAGAAAGAUAAACUUGAAACUGCUUCACUGAAAACCUUUACUGAAGUCUUACUCCCUGCUCAGGCUCAGCUAUCCCUUGCCUGCAUAUAUAUGACUUACAGAAUUUUUCUCUUCUAAAAUGGAUUCCAGUAAAAAGAUGGACCCCCCUGCUCCAUUGCAAACUGUACAGCAAAAGGCAAAUCCUGAUCGUGGUGCUGGAGUAUCGAUUUAUGUCCCAGAACAAGGGGGAUACAAGGAAAAAUUUGUGAAGCCUGUGGAAGACAAGUAUAAGUGUGAAAAGUGUCACCUUAUUUUAUGUAACCCUAAGCAGACAGAAUGUGGUCACCGAUUCUGUGAGACCUGCAUGCACAUCUUGUUGAGUGCUCCAAGUCCAAAGUGUACAGCAUGUCAAGAAAACAUCAUUAAAGAUAAGGUAUUUAAGGAUAAUUGCUGUAAGAGAGAAAUUCUGGCUCUUCAGAUAUAUUGUAGAAAUGAGAGCAAAGGAUGCACAGAACAGUUAACCCUGGGACAUUUGCUGGUACAUUUAAAAAGUGAUUGCCAAUUUGAAGAACUUUCAUGCAUCCGUACUGACUGCAAAGAAAAAAUCCUGCGAAAAGAUUUACCAGGCCAUGUAGAAAAGUCAUGUAAAUACCGAGAAGCAACAUGUCAGUACUGUAAAAGCCAAGUUCCCAUGAUAACACUGCAGAAACAUGAAGAUACAGAUUGUCCAUGUGUUGUUGUCUCAUGCCCACAUAAAUGUAGUGUUCAGACACUUUUGAGGAGUGAGUUGAAUGCACAUUUGUCAGAAUGUAUUAAUGCCCCAAGUACCUGUAGUUUUAAGCGUUAUGGCUGCACUUUUCAGGGAACAAAUCAGCAAAUUAAGACCCAUGAGGCCAGCUCAGCAGUGCAACAUGUUAAUUUACUGAAAGAAUGGAGUAAUUCUCUAGAGAAAAAGGUUUCUUUGCUGCAGAAUGAAAGUGUAGAAAAAAACAAGAGUAUACAAAGUUUACACAAUCAGAUAUGUAGCUUUGAAAUAGAAAUUGAAAGACAAAAAGAAAUGCUCCGGAAUAAUGAAUCCAAAAUACUUCAUUUACAGCGAGUGAUCGAUAGUCAGGCCGAGAAGCUGAAAGAACUGGACAAAGAGAUACGUCCCUUCCGACAAAACUGGGAGGAGGCGGACAGCAUGAAAAGCAGCGUGGAAUCCCUUCAGAAUCGAGUCACAGAACUGGAGAGUGUGGAUAAAACUGCAGGACAAGUGGCACGAAAUACAGGCUUGCUUGAGACACAGUUAAGCAGACAUGACCAGAUGCUAAGCGUUCAUGAUAUUCGACUGGCUGACAUGGACCUCCGAUUCCAAGUCCUAGAAACCGCCAGCUACAAUGGGGUGUUAAUCUGGAAAAUCCGAGAUUAUAAACGAAGGAAGCAAGAAGCGGUCAUGGGGAAGACCUUGUCACUGUACAGCCAGCCUUUCUAUACUGGCUACUUCGGCUAUAAGAUGUGUGCUAGGGUGUACCUUAAUGGGGAUGGGAUGGGAAAAGGAACUCACUUGUCUUUGUUUUUUGUCAUAAUGCGUGGAGAAUAUGAUGCUUUGCUUCCUUGGCCCUUUAAGCAAAAAGUGACUCUCAUGCUAAUGGAUCAGGGAUCGUCUCGACGCCAUUUAGGAGAUGCUUUCAAACCUGACCCGAACAGCAGUAGUUUCAAGAAACCUACCGGAGAGAUGAACAUUGCGUCUGGUUGCCCUGUCUUUGUGGCCCAAACUGUUCUAGAAAAUGGGACGUAUAUUAAAGAUGAUACUAUUUUUAUUAAAGUCAUAGUGGAUACGUCGGAUCUGCCAGACCCCUGACAAGUAAAUGGGGAAAUGGAUUUAAGCAACAGGUAACCCCACUUAGGGGUUUUGAACCAGUCUGUCUUCAAUGAGGUCCUAAGCUCAGAAGAGGACCUUGUGGAACAGAAGGAAGAGUCUGAAGGCAUAAUUGCAUAGGGUCCAAUGGUGAAGUAGCAACACAUUAAGAAAUCAUACCUUGGUAUAUUUUCUAAUAGAACUAGCAACACUUCAACUCUGAAGAAUUAUUUAUCCUUCAUUGGGAUAAAUAUUACUAUCAGAGGGUUUUAAUUUUUAUUUUUAAAGAUCUAGUUAAUUGAGGUAGAAAGACAUAUAUGCUAAGCAAAAAACAAACAGACAAACAAAACAGAUAUGAUUUUUCUUCCUUAAACUAGAACACCAAAAAAUUCACAUGUGGGGAUAGCUGGAUAUGUCAGCAUGUUAAGUAAAAGAAGAAAUGAUGAAAUGCAGUUCUGAUAUAUUCAUUCAAAAGAAAAGCAAAGUGCAAUCUUGUUUCAAAUACAAUAUACUGUCUAUUUUUAAGGCCUCACCUGGUCUCUGUUUUAAUAAUUUGUUUGUCAGAAGACCCUGAAGUACUAAGUCUCUAAAUUCAGAAUCAUUUUUUGAUUUAAAGUUUUAUUGAUAAUUAUUAACACAAACAUCUUAUUUUAAAAUGUUGAUAGACUGAUA
Trichosurus vulpecula (common brushtail) is the source of this 2687-nucleotide messenger RNA. It is a transcript of the gene TRAF3, whose product is annotated as TNF receptor associated factor 3. The record is from RefSeq and is a predicted model, not a curated record. The transcript has 12 exons. Bases 315 to 2018 code for a protein of 567 amino acids. Gene Ontology annotation, molecular function: tumor necrosis factor receptor binding; zinc ion binding. Gene Ontology annotation, biological process: regulation of defense response to virus; regulation of cytokine production; protein K63-linked ubiquitination. Lineage: Eukaryota; Metazoa; Chordata; Mammalia; Diprotodontia; Phalangeridae. Gene Ontology annotation, cellular component: plasma membrane signaling receptor complex.